This is a messenger RNA of Parasteatoda tepidariorum (common house spider), 1347 nucleotides long. RefSeq lists its product as uncharacterized. Lineage: Eukaryota; Metazoa; Arthropoda; Arachnida; Araneae; Theridiidae. The record is from RefSeq and is a predicted model, not a curated record.
AAUAGAGCAAACUUUAUUAACGACUAGGAAACAAAUAUAACUUGUAUUAGCCUCCGGCACAGAUCUCUAAUUGAAAUUUGAAAACUCUCAUAAUUUUUUUAGAAUGCCUGGAUGGAGAGAGAUAUAUUGCAUUGCAUGAGGGAGAUGCCAUGCUUUGUUAUUUUUGUAUUUUCUAGCUUUCUAGGAAAAAAAAGUAGAAAAUUACUUAAAUUCGAUAUCUCACUACAAUUUUUUUAAUUCUUCACUCUAAAAAUAGAUCUUUAAACUAAUGAUUUUUUAUUAUGCUUAAAAUAUAUCAUUCAAUUUCAGGUACCUUGCAACAGGAGAAUCCUUUCGAUCUUUAGCUUUCACUUAUCGUAUCUGUCAUACCUGGAUUAGCCAUAUUAUUGAAGAAGUUUUAGACAGUAUAAUAAAGAACGCCAUGCCCUUAUAUAUGCCACAACCUACAGAAGAAAUGUUUAAGAACAUUGAAAAAGAAUUUUUUAGAUUGUGGAAUUAUCCCAAUUGUUGUGGUGCUAUUGAUGGAAAACAUAUUAAAAUUGUGUGCCCGAAAAAAAGUGGCAGUGCGUAUUUCUGUUACAAAGAUUAUUUUUCUACUGUUUUGCUGGCAUUAGUAGAUGCUCGUUAUUGUUUCCUUUCAGUAGAUGUGGGUUCAUACGGAAAAGAAGGCGAUAGUACUAUCUUUCAAAACUCUAAUUUAAAGAAGAAUAUAGAGUUAGGAGUAAUUAAACUUCCUGAACCGAAAUGUCUCCCACAUACCAAAAUUCUAAGUCCGCAUGUGUUCGUAGGUGAUGCGGCAUUUGCUUUAACCUGCAAUAUGAUGAAGCCCUACCCUGAAUCUCAAGCCCUGCGCGAUGAGGAGAAAUCGGCUUAUAAUUAUCGGCAUUGCAGGGCAAGAAGAACAUCAGAAAAUGCUUUUGGUAUUUUAUGCCAAUAUUUUAGAGUUUUUUUUAAGCCAAUUGCAUGCAAAAUUACUAUGGUAAAUAAGUUAAUUUUAGCCUGUUGCAUCCUGCACAAUAUGCUUCGUCGUAGAAAUGUAGCUUGGCCGAAGGAACAGGGGAAGAAAAAAAGUUUGCAGCUGCCCAAAAAGAACUUAUUGAAACCUGCCGCUUGUAACAACAAUCAUGCUUCUUUUAAAGCUAAACUCAUAAGAGAAAAUUUUGCAAAAUAUUUCAGUAGUAAAGAUGGUUCCUUAAAAUGGCAAGCAGGGAAAGUCAAGAGGGCUUAAUAGGAAUCUUGCAAUUUUCAUUUAAAAAAUAAUUGAACGCUUCUGUAUAAUAAUAAAUACUGUAAAUAAUCAAUUUAAUGUCUGCAAUAAAUUCCUACUAUUCUAUGCUAAAAAAUAUA